UCUUAGAAAGUCUCUGCAUAAACACGAACAACCUGAUGAUCUUGUGGCACUUUUGUUAGCUGCUAAGCUUUGCAGUGAAGAGCCUUCUUUAGCUGCAGAAGGUUCGGGUUAUGCGCAGAGAGCUAUAAACAAUGCUGAAGGUAUGGAUGAGCAUUUGAAAGGCGUUGGUUUGAGGAUGUUAGGACUUUGUUUAGGGAAGCAAGCUAAAGUUCCCACGUCGGAUUUCGAAAGGUCUCGGCUUCAAUCAGAAUCAUUGAAAGCAUUAGAUGGAGCUAUAGCUUUUGAGCACAACAAUCCUGAUUUGAUCUUUGAGUUAGGUGUUCAAUACGCUGAGCAACGGAACUUAAAAGCCGCGUCACGUUACGCCAAAGAGUUCAUCGAUGCAACGGGAGGGUCGGUGUUAAAAGGAUGGAGAUUUCUCGCGCUUGUUUUGUCGGCUCAGCAACGGUUUUCAGAAGCUGAAGUUGUGACCGAUGCUGCUUUAGAUGAAACCGCAAAGUGGGAUCAAGGAUUUCUCUUGAGACUUAAAGCAAAGUUGAAGAUCUCUCAGUCAAAUCCAACAGAAGCUGUCGAGACUUAUCGUUACCUUCUUGCAUUGGUUCAAGCGCAAAGGAAAUCUUUUGGACCUCUCAGAACUCUUUCUCAGAUGGAGGAAGACAAAGUGAAUGAGUUUGAAGUGUGGCAUGGCUUGGCUUAUCUUUACUCAAGCCUUUCGCAUUGGAACGACGUGGAAGUCUGUCUGAAAAAGGCCGGGGAGCUGAAACAAUACUCUGCUUCAAUGCUGCAUACAGAAGGUCGAAUGUGGGAAGGACGAAAGGAGUUUAAACCCGCGUUAGCAGCUUUCUUAGAUGGUUUAUUACUAGACGGAUCAUCGGUUCCUUGCAAAGUAGCGGUUGGAGCAUUGUUGUCUGAAAGAGGGAAAGAUCAUCAGCCGACUCUCCCCGUGGCGAGAAGCUUGCUUUCUGAUGCAUUGAGGAUUGAUCCGACAAACCGAAAAGCUUGGUAUUACCUAGGAAUGGUUCAUAAAUCUGAUGGACGUAUAGCUGAUGCUACCGAUUGCUUCCAAGCUGCUUCUAUGCUUGAAGAAUCUGAUCCUAUUGAGAGCUUCUCAACCAUUCUUUAAAAUCCCAAAAAACGUAACGUAUCAUAAAGAUUUAUAAUUUAUAUGUUCAUUUUUUCUUCCUAUCAUAUGAUCUCAUGUACAAUUUUAACCCCUUAAACUAUAAAUAUAUAUGUUUUUUUGAGUAA
This is a messenger RNA of Camelina sativa (false flax), 1248 nucleotides long. RefSeq names its product protein NPG1-like. NCBI's taxonomy places the organism in Eukaryota, Viridiplantae, Streptophyta, Magnoliopsida, Brassicales, Brassicaceae. The record is from RefSeq and is a predicted model, not a curated record. Gene Ontology annotation, molecular function: protein binding.